AUAACUUAUGAAAGUAUGACUAAGGUUGUAGUUUUGAUGGCUGAUUGGGGCGAUGAUGAAGAUUUUGGUGGAUUUGAGAGUGCUGCUGUUGGAGAUAACGAUGCAGGAUUUAAUCCAACUGAUGGUGCAGAUCUGGUCUCCGAUGGAUCAAGUAGCCAAUCUUCUGUAAAGUUGAAUGUUUUAUCUCCAAAGUCUGGUUCUGGUACUUCCCAAAUACAAAUUUUAGAUUGGAUUUUGUCCAAUACUUCAAAACCUCAAUCUGAACCUGACGGUAUCAAAAGCACAAGUGAAGAAUCAAUAUUAUCAACUUCACAUGGGGAACAGUUGAAAGAUCAUUUAAAGGACUCGUCAGAAUUCGCUAAAAAUUUAGAUGGGGAGUUUUCUGUAUCUGGAGAUACCCUGCCAUUAUCUUCAAAUAAAGAUGAAAAUCUGCCUAAAUCUUCUGAAUUCAUGGAUACACAGAAAUUGGGAAAAGGAGUCACAGAUGAACCCAAAGUAGAAAAGGCAGCAGAAUAUAACUCAAGUGCCUCACAUAAAUUGCAAGCAGAGUUGGAUAAAGCUUUGAUUAUGAAAGAACAAACACAAAAGUCUCUGGAAAGUUUACAAAAAGAAAUGAGACUAUUGCAGGAAGAAAGUUCUAAGGCACUGGAAGAAAAUAAAGAAAAACAUAAAAAAGAAAUUGAUAGUAUGAAGAAACAGCAUCAAGAUGAAAUAUCAGAGUUGCAAAAUAUUUCUGAGGAGACAGUUACAUUGCUGACGAAGCAAUAUUCUGAAACUUGGAAAUUGUUUGAGAGAGAAAAGUCCAUUGAAGUUGAAACAAAUGCAAGUGCAGUUACGGACAAAUGCAUAAAUUUACUUCAACAACAGCAAGUUGCAUCAUUAAAACAUAUUGAAGACAGCAAAAUAGAACAAGAAAAUGAAUUGAAAGAGAUUUUAAAAAGGGAAAAAGAAAGUAUUGCAUCUGAUGUGGAGAAUACUAUGGAAAAAGAAAAGGAAGCUUUUCAGGAAACAAUGCGUACAAAGCUGAAAGAAAGAAUGACGGAAGAAGCCAAACAGCUACAAGAAAUUCAUGUUUCAACAUUGAAAGAAGCCUUAUCAACACAACAAGCUCAUUUUGAGGAUAUUCUUCAAUCUACUCUGAAGAGGGAAAGAGAACAUUUUGCAAAAACACUAAAAUUGGCUGUUAAAGAUGCACAAGAGAUUACGGAAAAGGCAGCAAAGGAAACUAUAAAGUUGGAGGCAAAACGUACGAAGAAUCAGACAAUGGCUGUGAAAAUGUUAUUGACAUCGGCGCUUCAACAAGUGGAACAAAAUUUUUUUAAUGAAUCUGAUAAUUUCGAUCGAACAGAAAAUGAUUCAUGAUGUAGUUGUUUCAGAUUAUAACAUAGCUGAUAUGCGUAAAUUCAUGCGCCUUUUCCAGCACCAUUUUGCUCUAUUCGUGAACGAUUUACUGCGAACUGGGCUGAGAAUUUCACAAAUAAUAAAUGAUGCCGCCUUUUUUCAGGAAUUUUGCUUUUCAUGGUUGAAUUGAAACUUUCUGUGUAAUUUGGCGAGUUAUAAUCCCAUAAAUGUUCUUGGCUUCAUCUUUAGCUAGCGAUACAAAUUCACACUUUGCUUUUUUCGUACAGCUUGAAUAGUUUAUGAAUUGUCCAUACAUGUAUAUUACAAUGACACAGACAGUAUAACUGAACAAUAUUAGUACAAUACAAAGUACACCUAAGUAAUCCCCCCCUCCUAAAAAAAAUAAAUUCACUUCACUUGUGAAACUCUUUGAAAUAUGAUUUUUGGUACUCGUCAAUAUGAUCUCGAUUAUGUGGCGCUAUUGGUCCUGUGUUUUCCUGGUUGUGACUUCUGGCCACUGCAUUUCUAAUUGAUACAGAGUCCGUAUUUUUUAUGAAUUUAUUGAGUUUCUAUUUUGUAUUCGCAAUUUAUUUAUUAAGCAAUACGAUUAUGCAAUACACGUACAAACUUUACAAUA
Messenger RNA from Styela clava, 1978 nucleotides. RefSeq lists its product as uncharacterized. The record is from RefSeq and is a predicted model, not a curated record. Lineage: Eukaryota; Metazoa; Chordata; Ascidiacea; Stolidobranchia; Styelidae. Gene Ontology annotation, biological process: Golgi to lysosome transport. Gene Ontology annotation, cellular component: trans-Golgi network.